GAAAGAACUUUGCAUCUGAUUGUCGGCUUCUUUGACAGGAAGCCUGGGAAGAAAGAAGCGCCGGCUGAGCAUCAUGGGGUUGCUGACUAUCCUAAAGAAAAUGAAGCAGAAGGAACGGGAGGUUCGGCUGCUCAUGCUAGGUUUAGAUAAUGCCGGUAAAACAACCAUACUGAAGAAGUUUAAUGGCGAGGAUAUCAACACCAUUUCACCAACGCUUGGAUUCAACAUCAAAACGCUGGAGCACAGAGGAUUUAAGCUGAACAUGUGGGAUGUGGGUGGUCAGAAGUCCUUGCGUUCAUACUGGAGAAAUUACUUUGAGAGCACCGAUGGUUUGAUCUGGGUGGUGGACAGCGCAGACCGUGCACGUUUGCAGGAUUGUGCUCAAGAACUAUCUGGGCUGCUACUGGAAGAGCGAUUGGCUGGGGCGACAUUACUUGUAUUCGCCAACAAACAAGAUUUGCCUGGAGCCUUAUCUAAAGAUGCUAUCAAAGAGGCGAUGGAGUUGGACAACAUAAAGACACAUCACUGGUGUAUCCAAGGCUGCAGUGCAGUGACUGGGGAAAAUCUCCUGACUGGUAUUGAUUGGUUGUUGGAUGAUAUUUCCAGCCGCAUCUUUACAGCUGAUUAAAGAAUUUCCGGGAAUGGGACGUAAAGAAAAGCAGGACAUUAAGGAGCUUCUUAUUUAUUUUACAAUGGCUUGACUAAUGAAGAGUCUUAACUGGCUAUGACUGAUGUAUGGUGUAAUAGAGAUUUGUAAGGCUACAGAAUUGAAAGGGGUUGAAGGAGUAACCAUGGGACAGUUCUGGUACAGACAAUGGCAGGAGAUGCUGUCCCAUCACCGAGACAAUAAAUUAUCACCAUUUAUUUAUGUAGCACCAACAAUUUGUUUCUUUUUUAAUUUUCUAGAAGGAACCUGCAUUAAACUCAGUUUGUCAAAUUUUUGUAGCAUAGAAACACUUUAAUCAUCUUAUAUGAGUUGUAUAUUGUGGGACAGCGAAGGCAAAAAUCAACCCUGGCUCUCUUAAUAUGCCUAAUACUUUUAUUCCUAUAAAGCCUUAUUUUGGGUGAGACUCCACUGCACUUCCUGGUUUGUAUGUUGGAUGUGUAAAUAACAAUAACAUAGGAUUUGAUUAUAUAACAUAGUACAUGGGGUGCCAGGUGUUCACCCGGUUUUGUUGUAGUACAGUAUAAAGCACUAACCAUGCAUUGCUCACAGCUAUGAUGUAUUAAAGAUGGGUAUCCUAAAGCCAAAAUGUUAUUUUAAAAAUAAAAAUUCUAUCAUUUAUUAA
Xenopus laevis (African clawed frog) is the source of this 1289-nucleotide messenger RNA. It is a transcript of the gene arl2.L, whose product is annotated as ADP ribosylation factor like GTPase 2 L homeolog. Lineage: Eukaryota; Metazoa; Chordata; Amphibia; Anura; Pipidae. Gene Ontology annotation, molecular function: GTP binding; GTPase activity. The record is from RefSeq and is marked provisional. Gene Ontology annotation, cellular component: centrosome.